UUAUUCAUUCAUCGAAAUCUGUUCCUCGCAUAAAAAGGACUGCCCAGGUGCUGCUCCUUUUAUUGUCCUGCAGUGUAUAUAUAUGCAUUGAACGCCGCCUUAAGCCACCCGAGGUUAAGUUAAAUACUUAUUAGGUAGGUAGUCCACGGGUAAUCAGGUACCACUUUCGAGCCACUUCUUCCAUACCAUUGAUUACUACGAGCUAGGUAGCUAAUUACCUAGCAAUGCACCUGUUAUCUUUAUGAAAAUCAAACUACCACGAACUUGUUCUCAUAUACCGUCUCUAUCGUUCUUCCGUGCGAUGAUGAUUUAUCUCACUAAAUCAAUGCUUUAUGCUUUAUUGCUGAUUUGACCAAGCUUGUUUGAUAUAGAUUCGAAAACGUUGGCUAUUAAUAGCACACAAAAAACCCUUUAAACCUCCGUUGACCAUUGGGAUCUCCCGAGUUCUGACAUCGAAUAACUAGAAAAUCCUGUUCCUCUUUCUUCUGAGAAGCCACUUCGGGAAUGCAUCUUUUAGUCAUGCAGAACAAUCUCCUUCACAGAAAUCUCUAUAUGCCAUGUCAUGUCAUUAUUUAUCCUUACUUGCAACUUGUACGUACAGCAUUAUUAUCCUAGAAUCUAAGUAGAUUGGGCUACCAAUGGAGAUAUGUUAUUUUGCAUCGCUUUAUUCUGGUUUGUUCUUUCCUUCUCAUCAAACAAUGGUUCGAGAGAUCCAAAGUUGAUCCAUGUUAUCCUUCCAUUCACGAUGGGUGUAUAGUUCUUUCCUCUUCAGGCGGAUCCCCUUCCGGUGGACCACCUUCACAAUCUCUCCCCGAAAUGAACAAAUGGCUUCUCGUCAAGAUUGCACAGCACGUCAAUCUUUCUCCCUUCUCAAUCCCAUGUUCAGUCACCAAGAUAGUUAUGAUUCGACUACCUCCAUCCCUCAUAACCAUUGGUUUGGGUGACAUUAAGGACUACGACAGACGCACAAAACGUCGGGCCAAGUUGCAGCUGAAUCCACAAGCCGCGCCUUUCAAACAUCAGAUUAUUCUACCAAUUAGAUCCAUCAGUCACAGAAGCAGAAUCUAUGGUCCAUCUGCUGAUACAAUAGCAAGCACCGAUGGAAGUCAUCUCACAAACCAAACGAAUCAAGGACCGGUUCAGAGUCACAACACCCCGAGACUUGCAUCUCCUCUUCCAUUGGAAUGUGUUAUACAAAUGCCUGCUCAUGCUCCCUCUCAUGCUCAGGAUUCUGAUGUUUCGGAAUGGGAAAACCCAUCACCUCGCUCUUCUGAUGGUACAAUUACAAAUCAUCAAUUUGUAGAUGGCUCUUCGUUCGAAGCGGAGCUUCCCGAGAUGUACAAUGUCAGAAAGUCGGAGACAUUCGAAGAAUGGCUAGAUGCGAGGCGUGGAAAGGUAUUUGAGAUGCCGGAGACCCAAAGUAGCCAAGAGUCGGUAGAGCUUGAAGCGGGCGAUGAAUCUUUCGAGAACUCCGGUGUUAGGCGGCUCUCUUCCCCUUCCAAAGACAACUUCGACUACGGCGGGUUUGUUGAAAGCCCUAGUCAGCAAGAAAGUGACCAGAGUCGAGGAUCUUCACCUUUCGAACCAGAGGAUGCUUCGACAACUCCUCACAUUCAAGCACCGGCAGCACAGAGACUACAAGCUCGUACAAGAUUACCACGCUCACCUUUAUUCUUGGCACAAAAUGCAUCAAGUUCACCAGAGCGACAUACUACAGCUAGUUUGACCCCUAGAGUUGUGUCUCGCAUAGCUUCGCACAAUACUCCAGGGUUUCUGUUUGCGCAACCAGCCCGACGCCCUGGACCUAGCCCUCAUGUUCAAUCUACACGUCAACCUCGCACAUUGAGGCACCAAACGAACAGCUUUUCAUUUGAUGAUUCGGAAAGAUCUAGUGUCGCUUACGAACAAGAGAGAGCUCUAUCUUCAUCUACAACCGAUAGUCGACCACGGCCAUCGGAAAGCCUCAAUCUUCGUCAAGAAUUGCGUGGAAGUUCUUUACAGAGUUCUCGAAUACCUUCAUUUUCAAGUUCCGUUCGUAGUCAAGAGCAUCCUCCGUCAGACCGAGAGGUAUUAAUACAAUCACAAGAGUUUGAAAGAAAGACAAAUACUUAUGAGCCCACUGGCGAUGAAGAAAUGGAUCCCCACAGUCUUGUCUCAAUUGCAGAGCAAUCAAUAAUAUCAACAGCCAUUUCCGUUCGUCGUUCCAGAGAAUUACAUUUACCACCACCAUUCUCAACUGUUUCCAGGUCGGAUUCAAGGGCAGCAUCAAGCCCAAGCUCCCCAUCAGAUGCAUAUCAAAGCAAAACUUCACCCACCAGCAUUGUUAGGAGUUCUUCGGGUGGCCCUUCAGGCAGUCCUUCCAGGAAGAUCUCUGUCUCAAGCUCCGUUAUUAGUCAACUAAUCCGAGAGCAUGAUGAGAGGCAAGCAUCAAGCCCACCUUCCGUUGGGCGUCGACGAUUGAAUCCUAUUGUCAGAGCUGCUGCACGCUUGUUUUCGAGUCCCAGUUCCCGCUCACCCUCACGCAAUUCCCCUCCUCCUUCACCUUCUCCAUCGCCACGUCGACGUCUCACGCGACCACAGCCAACUCCAAGAAGAGACAGUGAUACAGGUCCCCGAACAUAUACUCCAUCCAGGGGAUACUCGGUGUACAAUGAUUCUCUUCCUGCAGCAUCUCAACCUCAGACCCCAGCCCACUUACCCGAAGCUCGACAUCAAUCUCGUUAUCAUCCAUCUUACACUGCACCCACAACUAGAUCCAUGGGUCGAUUGAGAAACUUCCUUACCGAGCACGGAGCAUCAACUCCAGUUCGACCCAGCGACUCUUUCCAUCAAGAUUCCAGCCAAAGAUGGAUGUAUGUGACUGAUGCGAGACGGACGAGACAGAGGUCAGGUUCGCCAGCAGGAAUGUCAGAUGAUGGUUUUCGAGGUCUCUAUGGUGGGAGGGAAAAUGGUGAUGAUGAACAGAGUUGGAUUGAUGGAGUUAGAGCUCGUAAUGCUGAGAUGAGGAAUUGGCAGACUCGAAGUGAUGAAGGAAGGUUAGAGGAUGAUGAAUAAGAUGAGAUUUAUGGGAUUCAAGGGAGCCUUGUUAGGGUUACUUUGUUGUGGGUUGUGCUCAUGGCAAACAAUGUUAAUAUUGGUAUUUGACGAGGGAGUGUUUUGACAAUAUGGAGUAGUAGAAUCAUUACCUAACAAACAACCUUAUGAAUGCGAGGGUGAGUAACGCUAGAUAAAUAUGGUUUAUUAUAGUCGGGAAAGAGGUGCGUGUAUGUACAUGCGCGUUCUGUUAGGUAAUGUUAUUAUGUGGCUAACGAAUAGACUGAAACAAUGUAGAGUUACGAAUUGAGAGUAUCUUUUAAAGCUUUAUAUUAUUAGAAGUGUUGGAAGCGUAGGUCACUUACAAUGGGAAUAU
Messenger RNA from Botrytis porri, 3409 nucleotides. RefSeq lists its product as uncharacterized. Lineage: Eukaryota; Fungi; Ascomycota; Leotiomycetes; Helotiales; Sclerotiniaceae. Bases 817 to 3054 code for a protein of 745 amino acids. The transcript has 4 exons. The record is from RefSeq and is a predicted model, not a curated record.